AUGGAUAGUCAAUACAUUUUGUUAUUGUCUGUUUUAGAUGCCGGUAAGAGCUUUGGAGAGUUAGCUUUGAUUAACCCCGACUGCAUUCGCAACGCGACAAUAAUCUCAGAUUGCUCAGCCCAUCUGCUCUCAGUUCAGCGCGAACUCUUCAAUCAAUGCCUACGCACAGCGCAGACAGCUGAAUUCCAGGCGAAGCUCGAUUUUGUCAGGAGUUGUGAGUUUUUUAACAAGUGGAAUCCCAGACUGAAGCGGCAGGCGGCGAUGAGUCUGCGCAAAGGAUCAUUUCGUUUCAAUCAGUUUAUUAUUCGACAGGGGGAGCCAGUGAAUGGGAUCGCUUAUAUUAUCAGGUGA
Protopolystoma xenopodis is the source of this 351-nucleotide messenger RNA. The record is from the annotation of a GenBank genome assembly. Lineage: Eukaryota; Metazoa; Platyhelminthes; Monogenea; Polystomatidea; Polystomatidae.